AUGAGGAGACCCCGCCAGCCCCUGAGACCGCAGGGCAUCAUCAAAUUGAGCAAAGUUUGGCAGCAGCUUGGAGAUAAGGGAGGAAUUCUGGAGACGAAGCGCCCCCGGCGGGGUGGUAGCAAGCACCGCAGUCGCGACACCUGCUUUGGCCCCGCGCACGGAGUGGCGGAGCCCGAGCUGCGCGCCUUCCUUCGGCACUACGAGGCCGCGCUGGCCGCCGGCGUCCGAGCCGACGCGCUGCGCCCGCGCUGGGACUUCCCCGGCGCUUUCUACUUCGUGGGCACCGUGGUAUCCACCAUAGGUUUCGGCAUGACCACCCCCGCCACAGUGGGUGGGAAGGCCUUCCUUAUCGCCUAUGGGCUGUUUGGCUGCGCUGGGACCAUCCUGUUCUUCAACCUCUUCCUGGAGCGCAUCAUCUCGCUGCUGGCCUUCAUCAUGCGCGCCUGCCGGGAGCACCAGCUGCGCCGCAGCGGCUUGCUGCCCGCCACCUUCGGCCGCGGCUCUGCUCUCUCGGAGGCCGACUGCUUGGCGGGCUGGAAGCCCUCGGUGUACCACGUGCUGCUGAUUCUGGGCCUGUUCGCCGUGCUGCUGUCCUGCUGCGCCUCGGCCAUGUACACCAGCGUGGAGGGCUGGGACUACGUGGACUCGCUCUACUUCUGCUUCGUCACCUUCAGCACCAUCGGCUUCGGGGACCUGGUGAGCAGCCAGCACGCCGCCUACCGGAACCAGGGGCUGUACCGCCUGGGGAACUUCCUCUUCAUCCUGCUCGGCGUGUGCUGCAUCUACUCGCUCUUCAAUGUCAUCUCCAUCCUCAUCAAGCAGGUGCUCAACUGGAUGCUGCGCAAGCUGAGCUGCCGCUGCUGCGCGCGCUGCUGCCCGGCGCCGAGCGCGCCCCUGGCCCGGCGCAACGCCAUCACCCCGGGCUCCAGGCUGCGCCGCCGCCUGACUGCGCUCGGCGUCGACCCUGGGACCUGCGACAGCGACACCGAGGGCCGCCGCCUGUCGGGCGAGCUCAUCUCCAUGCGCGACCUCACCGCCUCCAACAAGGUAUCGCUGGCGCUGCUGCAGAAGCAGCUGUCCGAGACGGCCAACGGCUACCCGCGCAGCGUGUGCGUCAACACGCGCCAGAACGGCUUCUCGGGCGGCGUGGGCGCGCUGGGCAUCAUGAACAACCGCCUGGCCGAGACCAGCGCCUCCAGGUAG
This is a messenger RNA of Myotis lucifugus (little brown bat), 1203 nucleotides long. It is a transcript of the gene KCNK12, whose product is annotated as potassium two pore domain channel subfamily K member 12. Lineage: Eukaryota; Metazoa; Chordata; Mammalia; Chiroptera; Vespertilionidae. The coding region runs from base 1 to 1203 and encodes 400 amino acids. Gene Ontology annotation, biological process: stabilization of membrane potential; potassium ion transmembrane transport. The transcript has 3 exons. Gene Ontology annotation, molecular function: potassium ion leak channel activity. The record is from RefSeq and is a predicted model, not a curated record. Gene Ontology annotation, cellular component: membrane.